Salvelinus fontinalis (brook trout) is the source of this 941-nucleotide messenger RNA. RefSeq names its product mitochondrial ribosomal protein L43 (gene mrpl43). Bases 188 to 610 code for a protein of 140 amino acids. Gene Ontology annotation, cellular component: mitochondrial large ribosomal subunit. Gene Ontology annotation, molecular function: structural constituent of ribosome. The record is from RefSeq and is a predicted model, not a curated record. NCBI's taxonomy places the organism in Eukaryota, Metazoa, Chordata, Actinopteri, Salmoniformes, Salmonidae. The transcript is spliced from 2 exons. Gene Ontology annotation, biological process: mitochondrial translation.
UAUUUUGUAUUUGAGAAAUGUGUUAACGUCGAUGUAUUAUUGUUCCGCCAUAUCAGAAUUCACUGCUACAGUAAAAUGAACGCGUCACAUUUUUGUGGAUGCAUUACAUAAACAUUACGGUAGGUGGCGCCAGAGCCAUGUUCUCUGUCAUUGAGUGUGAUCCAGGAUCAUUGUGCAUUGAAAACCAAUGUCGUUGUAUAGAAUAUUUUUAAAAUUAAUUUUACAUUACAUUGUUUGUGAUUAUUCCCAAAUUCCCAAUCUGACCCUCAAACCAUCAUGGUCGCCUAAUAAUCCCCAGUUUACAAUUGGCUCAUUCAUCCCCCUCCUCUCCCCUGUAACUAUUCCCCAGGUCGUUGCUGCAAAUGAGAACGUGUUCUCAGUCAACUUACCUGUAAACGGCAAUGUGAAGGAGGAAGCCAUCACAAGCAAGACGUCUCAACAGAUCGUAGAGUUAAUAACCAAACUGACCAACCAGUCUGGCCUGGAUAUCAUCCGUAUCCGCAAGCCCGUCCACACAGACAGCCCCAGCAUCCAGGGCCAAUGGCAUCCCUUCACCAACCGACCCCUGUCCAUUGGACCAAUCGGACCCCAGAAACAGCAGGCCAACUGAAGACUGUGAAACCUCAUAAUACUGGCAAUAUUUUUGUCUGUUAUCGUCACCCUCAUCAGUGGUAGAACGACUACAAGUCAGGUAUCCACUCUCCACAGAACUGUCCAUGGCAGGCAAGCCAUUGUGUUUCUGAAACACCUGAAUCACCAGAUAUGUUAUAGCAUAUCUGCCCUUUUUCGUUUGAACGAAUUUUGCAGUUAUCAGAGGCUUGUCAACUGGUAUCAGUGGCGUGCAUACAGAAUAGUUUGUGUGUCCAAACCAGUAUUUCAAACUGCUCACUGCAGCUGUGUUUUACGAAUAGAAUAAAGUGGUCAAUGUUUUAGACUCAGAA